AUGACCACCAUGGCUUUCGCCGCCGUAUUCCUCGCCGUCACAUUCGCCGUUGGACUGUCUCAGUCUCAGUCACCUGUUCCGGCUCCCGCCAAGUCGCCCAAAGCCGCCCCUCCGAAACCCAUCAUCACCUUGCCUCCUCCUCUUCCUUCCGUCUCGCCGGUUCCCUCCAUCAUGUCUCCUCCACCGGUCAUUUCUCCGGCUUCAUCGCCGAAAUCCGCGCAUGCGCCAUCUCCGACGACCGUAUCUCCGGCUCGGCCGCCGGGAUCCGCACCUAAGCCUUCUCCGAAGACAGUCUCUCCGACUCCCGCACCAUCUCCGGAGAUCACACCGCCGUCGCCGUACUCUUCUCCGCCUUCUCCUCCGGAUACCCCAUCAGAUUUUGGCGACGAACCCGUCCCAGCCCCCGAAACGCCGCCGCCGCCAAGUGGAGCUAGCUUCAGCGGAGUCACCACCGUCGGCUGCGUCGUCGGAGCAAUUCUCACGGCGGCGCUUUUGUCGUAG
Tarenaya hassleriana is the source of this 501-nucleotide messenger RNA. Its product is annotated as vegetative cell wall protein gp1-like. The record is from RefSeq and is a predicted model, not a curated record. Lineage: Eukaryota; Viridiplantae; Streptophyta; Magnoliopsida; Brassicales; Cleomaceae. Bases 1 to 501 code for a protein of 166 amino acids. The transcript has a single exon.